UAGUUGUUGCUUUAAUCAUGGUUGCUAUAGUAGUGCGCGAUACUAUACACAUUUCAGACAAGAUGCUUGCCAUACACAUUAUACAGGUCUGGAUGUACGCCAUUAUUAUUGUUUUUCUGCUUCUCUACCUCAUUUUCCUCGCGUGUCCCAAUGGCUGUCAAUCGCCACCAUAAUUCUAAAUAAUUACCCCCAAAGGUUGUUCAGGGCUCCGUCUACCGUCCGGUCGGAGACGCGGUAGAAGAGCUAAAAUAUCCGUCCCAAUUCCACAAAAUCACAUCACAUGCAAAUAAAGAGAUCAAGACAUAAAAAGAAAAUAGACCAGAGCCAAAC
Aspergillus versicolor CBS 583.65 is the source of this 330-nucleotide messenger RNA. RefSeq lists its product as uncharacterized. NCBI's taxonomy places the organism in Eukaryota, Fungi, Ascomycota, Eurotiomycetes, Eurotiales, Aspergillaceae. The transcript has a single exon. The coding region runs from base 18 to 173 and encodes 51 amino acids. The record is from RefSeq and is a predicted model, not a curated record.